AUGGAUGUCAUUGGACCCAUGAUUUUGAAAGCCUUAAAUGGUCACGAAUACAUCUUAGUGGCCAUCGAUUAUUUCACAAAGUGGGUGGAAACCGCCUCGUACAAGAGCGUCACUCAAGUCGUGGUAGCCCGAUUCUUGAAACACAACAUUAUUUGCCGCUACGGCGUGCCAGGAGAGCUCAUUACAGACAGUGGGAUGAACCUAAAUGGAAAAAUGAUCCAGCAACUAUGCCAACAGUUCAAGAUUGAACACAGAAAUUUAGUUUCCUAUCGUCCUCAGAUGAAUGGUAUAGUGGAAGCUGAUAACAAGAUCAUAAAGAAAAUCUUGGUGAAGAUGACAACAUGUAAAAGGAUUGGCAUGAAUACUUGCUAUUUGCUCUGUCUGCAUAUCACACUUCUGUUCAUACCUCUACGAGUGCGACCCUAUAUUCACUGGUAUAUGGCAUAA
Messenger RNA from Quercus robur (English oak), 447 nucleotides. RefSeq lists its product as uncharacterized. The record is from RefSeq and is a predicted model, not a curated record. The transcript has a single exon. Gene Ontology annotation, molecular function: nucleic acid binding. Gene Ontology annotation, biological process: DNA integration. Bases 1 to 447 code for a protein of 148 amino acids. NCBI's taxonomy places the organism in Eukaryota, Viridiplantae, Streptophyta, Magnoliopsida, Fagales, Fagaceae.